Peromyscus eremicus (cactus mouse) is the source of this 1122-nucleotide messenger RNA. RefSeq names its product L-threonine 3-dehydrogenase, mitochondrial. Gene Ontology annotation, biological process: L-threonine catabolic process. The transcript is spliced from 8 exons. Gene Ontology annotation, molecular function: L-threonine 3-dehydrogenase activity. The record is from RefSeq and is a predicted model, not a curated record. Bases 1 to 1122 code for a protein of 373 amino acids. NCBI's taxonomy places the organism in Eukaryota, Metazoa, Chordata, Mammalia, Rodentia, Cricetidae.
AUGCUGGUCCUUGGGAUGCUAAAACAGGUGGUCAGAGUGACGGCACAGAGCAAAGCCUCUGGCUGCCCAAAGCUUGUCUUGCCCUUGCGCUUUCUAAGCAGCCCCUCUCAUCACGUCCCAGCAGAUGCCAACUUCCGCUCCACCUCGUUCUCCGAAGCAGAGCCUCCCCGGGUCUUGAUCACAGGGGGUCUUGGCCAGCUGGGAGUAGCACUUGCUAGCCUUUUGAGGAAACGAUUUGGGAAGGACAAUGUGAUCUUAUCAGACAUAAGGAAGCCCCCGGCUCAUGUCUUCCAUAGUGGCCCGUUCGUUUACGCCAAUAUCCUGGACAACAAAAACCUUCGUGAGAUCGUGGUGAACCACCAGAUCAGCUGGCUGUUUCACUACAGUGCGGUGCUGAGUGCUGUCGGAGAAGCCAACGUGUCCUUGGCCAGAGAUGUCAAUAUAACUGGACUGCAUAACAUUCUAGAUGUUGCAGCUGAGCACAAUGUGAGAUUGUUUGUGCCCAGCACGAUUGGGGCUUUUGGACCUUCCUCUCCUCGGAACCCCGCGCCUGACCUCUGUAUUCAAAGGCCCAGGACCAUCUAUGGCGUAUCCAAGGUCCAUGCAGAGCUCAUGGGAGAAUACUAUUAUUACCGGUAUGGGUUAGAUUUCCGGUGCCUGAGAUAUCCUGGGAUCAUUUCUGCAGAUUCCCAGCCUGGAGGAGGAACAACUGACUAUGCCGUCCAGAUUUUCCACGCUGCAGCAAAGAACGGCACAUUUGAGUGCAACCUCAAGGCCAGCACCAGGCUCCCCAUGAUGUACAUCAGCGACUGCCUCAGGGCCACCCUGGAAGUCAUGGAGGCCCCCGCGGAGCGCCUCUCCACGAGGACCUACAACAUCAGCGCCAUGAGCUUCACCCCCGAGGAGCUGGCCCAGGCCCUCCGCAAGCACGUGCCCGACUUCCAGAUCACCUACUGCGUGGAUCCCCUCCGACAGGCCAUAGCUGAGAGCUGGCCCAUGAACCUCGAUGACAGCAAUGCCCGUAAGGACUGGGGCUGGAAGCACGACUUCGAUCUUCCAGAGUUGGUGGCUACCAUGUUCAACUUCCACGGCGCCAGCACCAGAAUUGCCCAAGCUAACUGA